Messenger RNA from Oryza brachyantha (malo sina), 1377 nucleotides. RefSeq lists its product as uncharacterized. Bases 200 to 1117 code for a protein of 305 amino acids. Gene Ontology annotation, cellular component: clathrin vesicle coat; membrane. The transcript has 8 exons. NCBI's taxonomy places the organism in Eukaryota, Viridiplantae, Streptophyta, Magnoliopsida, Poales, Poaceae. Gene Ontology annotation, biological process: endocytosis. The record is from RefSeq and is a predicted model, not a curated record.
CAGUUCCAGUCUCCCCCAAGAAAUCCAUUCCUCUCUCUCUCUCUCUUCCACGCGCCUCCGCGUCGCCGCAUUCGGGCGCCGCCGCCGGAUCCGGCCACCCUCCUCCUCCCCCUCCACCGGCCGGCUCGCCUCCUCCCGACCGACCGCCCGCUCCCCGGUGAGAUCCGCGCCUGUUCGGUUUCGCCCGGCGAGCGCCACCAUGUCGGGCGACGGCGGGCAGCCGCAGGCGGAGGCCGAGGAGCCGGUGGAGCUCGUGCUGUUCCAGGUCGCCGAGUGCUACGUCUACCUGAUACCUCCCAGGAAGACGGCUGCGUCCUACAGGGCUGAUGAAUGGAACGUCAACAAGUGGGCUUGGGAAGGGACUCUUAAGGUUAUCAGCAAAGGAGAAGAGUGCAUCAUCAAACUGGAAGACAAGAACACAGGGGAGCUGUACGCUAGGGCAUUUCUCAGAGAGGACGAGCCACAUCCGGUGGAACCAGUUAUUGAUAGCAGCAGAUAUUUUGUGCUCCGAGUUGAAGAGAAUAUAGAUGGACGUCAGCGUCAUGCCUUUAUAGGUUUAGGCUUCCGCGAAAGACCUGAAGCAUAUGAUUUCCAAGCUGCUCUGCAUGACCAUAUGAAAUAUCUAAACAAGAAAAAGACUGCUGAAGAGAUGGUACAUAACUACGAGAAAGCAUCAUCAGUGGAUUACAGCCUCAAAGAAGGGGAAACUUUGGUUUUGCAGCUCAAAAAUAAAGAGCCUGGGGCUAAGGUAAACUCUGCAUUUUUUGAGCAAGGCCUCAACAAGCUCUCAUUUAACGAAAAGGCCAACUCGAAGGAGGCCCCAGUCUCCCUCAAGCUCCCUCCUCCUCCGCCUUCACCGGUUUCUCCAACAGAUUCUGGCAUUGCUGCUUCUCCUUUCAAAGCAGACUUUCCAUCCCAGGACCAAUCUGCUGCUGACACUGGAGUUGACGCCACUCCUUUCAAAGUAGAAUUUCCUUCAAAUGAACAACCAGCUGGGGAUGGCGUCGCAUCGUCUCCACCACCCAAAGCAGAAGCUGCUGAGCAGCCAACUGCAGUUGGAAAGGCCACCCAAGAAAGCUUGGACGACGACUUUGGAGACUUCCAGGCAGCUGGGUGAAUCAUGUAUCUUGCUUGUAAAUACGACAUGUCGACAUGUUUCUCAAAUUGCUCCUUCCCUUUGAUUUUCCAUCAGUUGUGAACUUCUGCCGGCACUCGUGUUGCUGUACAGUACAGAGAGAGCUAUCUCGUCAUAAUCUACACAAAAUAGAUCGAUACACAAUGUACUUUCUCUUUUCGCAGUAGCGUGUUCAGUUAAUUCUGUUCAGAACUUUUGCCUCCGAGUUCGAUAUUUUGCAAUCCAACUCAGAACUCACUCCG